Molecule: messenger RNA, 300 nt
Organism: Trametes versicolor FP-101664 SS1
Lineage: Eukaryota; Fungi; Basidiomycota; Agaricomycetes; Polyporales; Polyporaceae
Exons: 2
Coding region: 1-300 (99 amino acids)
Source: RefSeq, a predicted model, not a curated record
AUGACUCCCGCUCCGCUCACGUACUACUGGAACACCUCAGGUGCCUGUGAACUCGACGACUGCGUUGCACGCCUUCGCCGAGAGGUCUCUCUCCCGGACUUAUCUGUUCGCAGCAUCGGCUUUGACCUCUGGAACGUCAACCUCAAUGUGCCGCACACCGAUAUUCUGUUUGCAGACUCUGCGUUCGACUUCGCGUGGCACGCUGGACAGCCUUUGUAUACUGUGACAUGGUACAAGUCCGGCGCGCUGCAGUGGUACAAUAUCAAAUGUCGCUCUAUGUAUGACUGGCUCUGCCGGUAG